AUGGCCAAGAGUGACUCAGUCUACAGUGAAGAGCAUGAUAGGGUCAACAGAAGUGAUUAUCAGCAGACAAAGAAAGAAAUCAAGUCCUUGCAAGAGAAGAUGGAUUUGCUUCUUUCCAACCAAGCUAAACAGGAGCAGAUGAACUUUGUGGGUGGUCCAAGUCAAGAGGUUCCUCUUAAGGUCAAUGAGGCUGAUGGUUUGGAAGGCCAAGAAGAGCUAUGCUUCAUCAACAACAAUGGUACUUGGUACAGGAAGGAACCUAACUUUCAGUACAACAACUACCAGCAAAGGUCUUACUCCAACAACCAGCAAGGAGGAUACCAGCCAAAGCAAAACACUCAGCAAGGGAGCUAUCAGCCUAGGCAAAACAUCCCUCUUGGUUUCAGCAAUCACAGCAAUCAGUCUACUCAAGCUCAAGGAAGUUUUUCACAAGCUCCAGCUUCAGAUACAAGUGUGGAUGCCAUGUUCAAGAAAUUCUUGGAUUUUCAGGCAAAGAAUGAGAAAACAAUGGGUUAUGAGUUCAAGAACAUUCACUCCAAGAUCGAUGGAAGCUACAAUGAGCUCAACAACAAGAUCCAAAAUUUGGAGAACCAGUUUGCUUCUAUGAACUCUCAGCCAAGUCGCCAACAAGGGUCAUUACCUGGAAAGCCAGAGCAAAACCCCAAGGAAACAAUGAAGGUAAUCACCCUACGGAGUGGUAGAGAGUUGCCUCCAAGAGUUCUCACCAAGGAUGGUGAAAAACAAGGUGGGGAGGUGGCCAUCAACAUUGAUGAUGAAGUGGUGAUUGUAGAUGAGAAGGUUGAUGAAGAGAUUCUGGAAAAGAUUAUUGAAGCUAAGGGUAAAGGAAAGGUUGGAGAAGAGAAGAUGACAGUGAAACAUGAUGUUGUUAAGAAGGAGAUUCUAAAACUCCUAGAUGCAGGAGUAAUCUAUCCUAUUUCGGAUAGCAAAUGGGUGUCUCCUGUGCAUGUUGUCACAAAGAAGGGUGAAAUAACUGUGGUUAAAAAUGAUAAGAAUGAACUAAUUCCAACAAGAAAAAUAACAGGACAUAGGAUGUUCAUAGAUUGUAGAAAAUUAAACUCAGCAUCUAGAAAGGAUCAUUUUCCAUUGCCAUUCAUUGAUCAAAUGCUUGAGAGACUUGCAAAUCAUCCCUAUUACUGUUUUCUUGAUGGGUAUUCAGGGUUCUUCCAAAUACCCAAACAUCCAAAUGAUCAAGAGAAAACAACAUUGACAUGCCCUUAUGGUACCUUUGCUUAUCGAAGGAUGCUAUUUGGGCUAUGUAAUGCUCCAGCUACCUUCCAAAGGUGCAUGAUGUCUAUUUUCUCUGAUCUUAUAGAGGAUGUUGUGGAGGUGUUCAUGGAUGACUUCUCUGUCUACAGAUCUUCGUUUUCUGCUUGUUUGUCCAAUCUUAGCAGGGUCCUAAAGAGAUGUGAAGAGACCAACCUUGUGCUGAACUGGGAGAAGUGUCACUUCAUGGUUAAAGAAGGGAUUGUGCUUGGACACAAGAUUCCAGAGAAAGGGAUUGAGGUGGACAAGGCUAAGAUUGAAGUGAUGGUUGGGUUAGCUCCACCAAAGACAGUGAAAGACAUUAGAAUCUUCCUUGGUCAUGUUGGAUCCUAUAGAAGAUUCAUCAAAGACUUCUCCAUGAUAGCUAGGCCAAUGACUAAGCUUCUGUGCAAGGAAGUUGCAUUAAACUUUGAUUGGGAAUGUCUAGAAGCAUUCAAGAAGUUGAAGGACAAGCUGGUUAGUGCCCCCGUUGUGCAGCCACCAGAUGGGGAUCUCCCCUUUGAGAUCAUACAAGCCAAUGGUGUAGCUGAUCACUUGUCUAGACUGAAGAUUGAGUGUGGGAUCCUCAUUGAUGAAGGGCUACCAGAAGAACAAAUUAUGGUAAUUAGAGCAGUGGUAGCAGUUUGUGACACUGGAAAGAAGCUUGAAGAGAGAUACUAUUGGGAUGAGCCUUACCUCUACAUCCUUUGUAGAGAUCAACUCUAUAGAAGAGUAGUAGCUGAAGACGAAGUUGAAGGGAUCCUUACACACUGUCAUGGAUCAUCCUAUGGAGGCCAUUUCGCUACUUUCAAGACUGUUUCGAAGGUGUUACAAGCUGGGUUUUGGUGGCCUCAUAUGUUCAAGGACACUCAAGACUUUGUCUCUAGGUGCGAUUCAUGCCAAAUGAGAGGGAACAUCACCAAACGGAAUGAGAUGCCUCAAAACCCAAUUCAAGAAGUGGAGGUGUUUGAUGUGUGGGGUAUUGAUUUCAUGGGACCAUUCCCACCAUCUUUUGGCAACAAAUACAUCCUUGUAGAUGUUGAUUAUGUCUCCAAGUGGGUGGAAGCUGUAGCAAGUCCCACCAAUGAUUCUAGAGUGGUGAUCAAGAUGUUCAAAGGCACCAUAUUUCCAAGGGUUCAUGAGAUUUGGGGAUUUUUCGAAACUACUAUAAUUCCAUAUGACUUUGGCUUGGUACAAAUGGGGAGAAAGGAUCAACACAAGAUAGAGGCCGAGAAACAAGAGCUUGCCAAGCAAGAGACUGCUAGACAUGGGAAGCAUUUAACCUCCGUAUCUACAACGGGAGGAACUUCUAGGCAACAAGCCUUGGCAGCAAAGAAGAGAGAUGGCAAGCAGGAUGUAACUGCCGAGGGAGUGGAUGCUAGCGGUAGAAGGUCAGCCCCUCCCAAAAGAUCUAAGGAACCAAAAGGCAAGGGGAUAGCUCUUCCUCAAGUGGAGGAAAAUGAAGACAUCACUGAAGAAGACCAAGCUCCCCUCAAGAAAGCCAAAGUGUCUAAAGGGAAGAAGAUUGGAAUUGGUGGCUUGAUAACUACAUUGAUUAAGUUCAAGGAUAUACCCUUAGAAGAUGAUCCAACUGGUCCCGCUUUCAUGGAUGGAAGCUACUUGAAGAAAGCUCAGUACUUCAGUGGAAGGUUCGAGGGAACUUGUGUCUACUCUUACCUAAAGUCUACAAAGGAGGUUGAAGUGCUUCUCCCAAAUUGGGACCUCAAGAGCUUGACGCGACCAGGAGCUAUUAGCUUUGAUAUUGGGGAAAAACACCUCCUUGGACCCCAUGAAGCUUCAGCUCAGUUCAUGAAGAAGAUGGCUAAUAUACUGACUAGAGGAGCUGUGGCAGGAUGCUCAUCAUCAGACUUUGACUUCCUUACCCCCCAGCCGCAUCCCCCAAUAGAUCCUUUGGCACUCAGUUUCCCCGCCACUAAGAAACAACUACUCCGCCGGAAGAGAAACCCACCAGCUCAACCAUCCGAUUCAAGAAACAAAUCUCCAUCCCUUGCCUCGACAGAUAAGGAAGCUGACACCGAGGAUGAGGCAUCGGCCUCUUCCCACGCUCCCUAUUGA
Molecule: messenger RNA, 3339 nt
Organism: Brassica oleracea var. oleracea
Lineage: Eukaryota; Viridiplantae; Streptophyta; Magnoliopsida; Brassicales; Brassicaceae
Exons: 8
Coding region: 1-3339 (1112 amino acids)
Molecular function (GO): nucleic acid binding
Source: RefSeq, a predicted model, not a curated record